AAUGUGAGAAAAAUGUAAAAAUUAUGUUUGAAUUAUAUUUAAGACAAUGCAUUGUUGUUAUUAUGCGAAUUAAAAAUAUUACAAAAUGAUGUCUGAUGAAUCCGAAAACGAUGGUGCUUAUGUAGACCAUCAAGAAAAAGAUAUUUAUUAUAAAAAAUAUAAAUUAUUACUAGAAGAAUGUUCUAAUUUACAACGAUCAAACGAGAUAUUAGUUUUUAGAAUACAAGAAGUAAAUAAAAUAACAAAAAGAAGACUGAAAGAUAUUAAAUUCUUCAAACAAAGGUUAUUGAAUAAUUAUGAAGAAGAUUGGUCUGUUAUUCCUAAUUUAGAUGAAGCUUUAAAUGAAGAAGGCGAUAAAAGAUCUAUUCAGCAUUUGUUACUCUCUGGUAAAAUAAAAGAAGAGAAAUUUGAUGAAGAGGAAAAAGCAGAUAAAAAGCCUAUUAAAAAAACAACCAAAAGAAAAACUCAUAAAUCCGAAAAGGAUCCCAAUGCCCCGAAAAGGCCAUCAAAUCCCUUCUUUCAAUUUUGUCAAGAACAGCGUCAAAUUCUGAUGGAACAAAUAGCAGCAGAAUUAAAGCCUGGAGAAGUUGAACCAACCAAACAGGAAUUAACAAGACAAUUGGCUAUUAGGUGGAAAACUUUGUCAGUACAUGAUAGAAAAGUGUAUGUAGAUAGAUAUGAACGAUCUAAGGAGAAAUAUGCUGCAGAACUAGAGGAAUAUAAUAUGAAAAAAUGAAAUUCAAUUGCACUGUGGCAGUAAUUAGUUUAAUUGUUAAUAGUACAAUUUUGUAAUGGAUAAUCUCAUAUGAAAAGCAUUGUGAUUUUGAAUGUUUUACAUACCUAAGAAUUACAGUGGUGUUCAGGAAUAUAAAGACAACUAAAGCUAAUUUGUAUUAGAGGUGAUAACCCUACUUUAUAGUAUUUAUUGAAUAAAGAGUUUAAUUGAUA
Messenger RNA from Diorhabda carinulata, 948 nucleotides. RefSeq names its product high mobility group protein B3-like. The record is from RefSeq and is a predicted model, not a curated record. Gene Ontology annotation, molecular function: transcription cis-regulatory region binding. The transcript has a single exon. NCBI's taxonomy places the organism in Eukaryota, Metazoa, Arthropoda, Insecta, Coleoptera, Chrysomelidae. Bases 86 to 736 code for a protein of 216 amino acids.